This is a messenger RNA of Candida dubliniensis CD36, 537 nucleotides long. It is a transcript of the gene HHO1, whose product is annotated as histone. The transcript has 3 exons. Bases 1 to 537 code for a protein of 178 amino acids. NCBI's taxonomy places the organism in Eukaryota, Fungi, Ascomycota, Pichiomycetes, Serinales, Debaryomycetaceae. Gene Ontology annotation, cellular component: nucleosome; nucleus. The record is from RefSeq and is a predicted model, not a curated record. Gene Ontology annotation, biological process: chromosome condensation; nucleosome assembly; negative regulation of DNA recombination. Gene Ontology annotation, molecular function: nucleosomal DNA binding; double-stranded DNA binding; structural constituent of chromatin.
AUGGCUACUGCUGCAACUGCUAAAUCAACUAAAGCUGCUUCUGCUUCAACAGCUUCUAAAGUUACUUACAAAGAUAUGAUCAAAUCUGCUAUCCUUACCUUAAAGGAAAGAAAUGGUUCUUCUCGUCAAGCUCUUAAAAAAUACGUUCAAUCAAACAAUGAUAUUAAAGCUGCCAACUUUGAUUCUUUGUUUAACACUGCUUUGAGAAAAGGUGUUGAAACUGGUGAUUUCUUACAACCAAAAGGUCCAUCUGGUCCAGUUAAAUUGGCCAAGAAGGAAAAACCAGCUUCAUCUGCUACUUCUGCAAAAGUCACUAAGAAAACUACAACUAAAAAAGCUGCUGCUCCAAAGAAAGCUGCUACCAAAAAGGCUGCUGCCGCUCCAAAGAAAGUCACUAAACCAGCAAAGAAAGCCACUAAAGCUAAAGCUGAAGCUUCUACCAAAGAAACCAAGGCUGCCCCCAAAAAGAAGGCUGCUGCUGCUCCAAAGAAAAAGGCCGCUGCUCCUAAAAAAGUAACCAAGAAAUCAACUAAAUAA